Messenger RNA from Lachnellula hyalina, 2196 nucleotides. RefSeq names its product Chitin synthase (gene chsD). The coding region runs from base 1 to 2196 and encodes 731 amino acids. Gene Ontology annotation, cellular component: cell septum; cell periphery. The record is from RefSeq and is a predicted model, not a curated record. NCBI's taxonomy places the organism in Eukaryota, Fungi, Ascomycota, Leotiomycetes, Helotiales, Lachnaceae. The transcript is spliced from 5 exons. Gene Ontology annotation, molecular function: chitin synthase activity.
AUGUCUCCGUACAAUACUUCGCCGUGGCCAGUCAAAGAUAUUAUCUAUACUGGUAUCGUUGGGUCGGUUCUACUGGCUGCUUUCCUUGAAUGGUUCCUCUGGCUUGCUGCAUUUUUGUACUGUUUAGUGAAGGUAUACCAGAAAGCCGAGCAUUGGUCAGUCAAGAUUCUAGCAGUAGUUGUGGCAAUUGUCUUCACUCUUCUAAGAUGCAUCUACCUACCGAUCAUGGUUGUCACUCUCCCAUUACCCAAUCACAUAACUCAAUACUUUCCACUUUCCAUGGUCACCUUCCUUCAAUGGUUUGGAUUCUGGUCUUUCGCCGCUCUGUUAACGAUCCCUUGGCUCUUCUGCGUUUAUCAAAUUGUUACGCACUCCAUUGGACGAACAAAACGCAUGAAGCAGGUCCUAGAUGAGCAUUCGGCUCCGAAAGUUGUUAUCGUCAUGCCAUGCUACAUGGAGGAUCCAGAUGUCUUGUUGACCGCGGUUGGCUCUGUUGUUGAUUGUGACUACCCGACAACAUGCAUCCAUGUCUUUCUCUCGUUCGAUGGUGAUCAGGAGGAUGAAUUAUACCUCAACACAAUUGAGAAGCUAGGCGUCCCGCUUUGUCUCGAUUCAUACCCGAAGAGUAUUGACGUAAAGUACCGCGGGGCACGAAUUACAGUAUCUCGCUUUCCUCAUGGAGGAAAAAGACACUGCCAGAAAGCUACCUACAGACUUAUCGACAAAAUCUACACGGCGUAUUUGAAGCGAAACGAUAACCUUUUCAUCCUUUUCAUAGAUUCGGAUUGUAUAUUGGACCGUGUGUGCCUUCAGAACUUCGUAUAUGACAUGGAGUUGAGCCCUGGAAACUCGAGAGAUAUGCUGGCAAUGACUGGCGUUAUCACUUCAACGACCAAGAAACACAGUUUUAUUACUCUCCUCCAGGACAUGGAAUACAUUCACGGCCAGCUAUUCGAAAGAACUGUUGAAUCUGGCUGUGGAGCCGUUACUUGCUUACCAGGAGCCCUCACUAUGUUGAGAUUUUCGGCUUUCCGCAGAAUGGCCAAAUACUACUUCGCUGAUAAAGCCGAACAGUGUGAGGACAUGUUUGAUUAUGGAAAGUCUCAUUUGGGAGAGGAUCGAUGGCUGACCCAUCUGUUUAUGAUUGGAGCCAAGAAACGGUACCAAAUCCAAAUGUGCACGACGGCUUUCUGCAAAACGGAAGCAGUCCAAACAUAUCGAUCUCUAAUCAAGCAACGCAGAAGAUGGUUCUUGGGCUUCAUUACAAAUGAAGUCUGCAUGCUGACAGACAUGAGGAUUUGGAAGCGGUACCCAAUAUUGGCUGUGGUUAGGUUCAUGCAAAAUACCAUUAGAACUACAGCCUUGCUGUUCUUCAUUAUGGUCAUCUCCAUCUUGAGCACUUCCAAGAACAUCAAAGAUCUACCGGUUGGAUUUAUUGCUAUUUCCCUUGGUCUGAACUGGGUUAUGAUGAUCUACUUCGGUGCAAAGCUGAAGCGCUUCAAGAUUUGGGCCUAUCCUCUAAUGUUCGUCUGUAAUCCUUUCUUCAACUGGUACUACAUGGUCUAUGGUAUCUUCACAGCCGGCCAAAGGACUUGGGGAGGACCUCGUGCAGAUGCGGGCACAGCAGAUUCCACAACGACUCCCCAACAGGCUAUCGAAAAAGCUGUUGCGACUGGCGACGAUCUCAACGUGGUACCGGAGACUUUCAAGCCUGCCGCAGAAGCUCAGAAGAACCAGCUUGCUAAAGUCACUCUUCAGCCACCUGACCGGCUUGAAGGACGUUUUACGGCGGCUGAGAAACUUCCGGGUGGAUGUAUCAUGGGCGAAGAGGAUCGAAAGAAAUACGAAAUGGCGCAAGCAAGCCAGCGUGCAGCAGGGGGUGCAUAUAUGCCGGGUCCACCAAUAGGCCAAUUUUACGAGGUCGACGAUGCAGAGCUGCGCAAAGGAGGUUGGAAGGAUUCAGCGGAAUACCUGGGACAAACUAAAGAUCGAUCCGAGUAUCAACGAGCUGACAACUCUGGCUCACGCGUUGGAUCUCCUGACGCUGGGCCGUACGUGGAUGGUCCUUUAGCAAUGCCUCGACCAGCGUCAACUGUACAGAUUCAACGAAGCGGGCGAAGUCCAUUGGGUAGAGCCAGCUUGAUUAGGACUGCAUCUGCUGAGUAUAAAGAUAUUGAGCUUGAGGAUCAGCGAUGA